Molecule: messenger RNA, 1785 nt
Organism: Pestalotiopsis fici W106-1
Lineage: Eukaryota; Fungi; Ascomycota; Sordariomycetes; Amphisphaeriales; Sporocadaceae
Exons: 2
Coding region: 1-1785 (594 amino acids)
Molecular function (GO): dipeptidyl-peptidase activity
Source: RefSeq, a predicted model, not a curated record
AUGUCUGUUCCAAAAGACUUACAGUUCCCAGACCUUAAGUUUGUCAAGCUUAGCCCGCCAGCUGUGCACCCUUUGUUCCGUUACAAUGGUUUCCGACCCGAACGAACAGUGCUUGCCAAAGGGCACAUGCGCGCCCCUGGGCGCAAGGCUUUCCCUAUCAAUGUUAUCUAUGACCGUGAUGUAACCAUCACGCUGUCAGACGGCACACGCAUCUACGCUGAUGUAUUCCGUCCUGCCAACGAUUCUAGUCGAGUACCGGCACUGAUUCCAUGGAGCGCAUAUGGCAAGACCGGUACAGGCCCACAGCAGUACGACACCAUGGGUCCUUUCCGUAGCGGCAUCCCGCUGGAACGUACCUCGGGCUACGAGAAGUUCGAGGCCCCUGACCCAGCAGAGUGGUGCGCACGGGGCUAUGCUGUUAUCAAUAUUGACGCUCGCGGCGCUGGCAUGUCGGAGGGUAACAUACGCUGGUGGGGCGAGCAAGACGCCCGGGAUAUCUAUGAUACUAUCGACUGGCUCUCCAAGCAGUCAUGGUGCAAUGGAUCGGUGGGCAUGGUGGGCAACUCGUGGCUUGCCACCUCUCAGCUCAAUUUUGCCGCACGUCUGAAGCAUCCAGCGCUCAAGGCCCUAGCCCCGCUCGAAGGUUUGACCGACGCUUACCGAGACUUGAUUGUCCGCGGUGGUAUGCCACACAACCCCAAGUUUCACAAGCGGAUGAUGACGGGUUUUGCGGGCAUGAACUACAUGGAGGAUAUGCCCAGCAUGUAUAAGCUUCGUCCACUAUUCGACGACUACUGGGCCAGCAAACGGGUUCACCCGGAGAAAAUCGACUUGCCAAUGUAUAUACUUGCUUCAUACUCCACAGGUCUACACUCUCGUGGCUCAUUUGAGACCUUUCGAACAGCCGGAUCGGCGCAAAAGUGGCUGCGUGUGCACCCGUAUCAAGAGUGGUACGACCUAUAUCGAGAGGACGUGAACGAAGACUUGCAGAGAUUCUUUGAUCGUUACUGCAAAUUUCUAGAUAACGGAUGGGAAAGAGACACCCCCCCUGUACGACUGUCCCUCUUGGGAUUCGAAAAAAGCCCUGCGAAAACUGUUGUGGAGCGGCCCGAGCAGGAGUAUCCGCUAGCCCGCCAGCAUUACGAGACAUACCAUUUGGACGUGGCGACCAGAACUCUCACGACAGAGAGGUUGGAUGAAAUCUCGAGAGCAUCUUAUGAAGCUCAUAGUUUGAACGAUACCUUGGAUUUUACCUUGUACUUCGCCAAAGACACCGAGCUUAUCGGGUACAGCAAAGUUAGCAUUUGGAUGUCAUGUGCUGAGAUGGGAGACUUGGAUGUGGUUGUGCAAAUUCGAAAGAUCUCAGCAAAAGGUGAACUGCUCGAGCAUCUCAACUACCCCUGCCCCGUACCCGUGGAACAGGUUCCAAACACCAACAUCGUCAAAUUCCUCGGGCCUCAGGGGCUUCUUCGCGCCUCGCAUAUUGUGAGCAAGGACGAAGAAAACUCUACAGACGUAGAAAUUAUCUACAAGCAUGAUAAGUUGAAAGCUAUUGAGCCAGGCAGCAUGGUGAAAUUGGAAAUCACCCUCUGGCCUAUAGGAAUGGUCUUUGCGAAAGGCGAGGGUAUCAUGCUAAGGGUUGCCGGCCAUGACCUGUCGUACCCCGAGGUGGAAGAUGUAACGAAGGUGGAGCCGGACGAUGAGAAUGUAGGCAGACACAUUGUUUACACCGGUGGCGAAUUCGACUCUACGCUUACCAUUCCAGUGGUUCACCCCAAAGAAUAA